Molecule: messenger RNA, 5997 nt
Organism: Phascolarctos cinereus (koala)
Lineage: Eukaryota; Metazoa; Chordata; Mammalia; Diprotodontia; Phascolarctidae
Source: RefSeq, a predicted model, not a curated record
GAGUCCAGAGUCCCAGACAGGCCCUGGGGAGGUCAGAGCUGCCCAGACCUGGUUCAGAGCAGUAGCACCGGCCACCACAGCAAGGUGUCCGGAGCAGCUCGGAAUGGGACCUACAGAACUGGGGCCUGGGCCGAUGGCCCCGGAGAAGGAUCCUGGGAACGUCCUCGCAUUCCCUAGGGCGACUGCAGAGACCAGCAGUGGGCAGUGCCUCGGACCUCGCCAGUUGUGCUCCUACCCACUCUAUGGGCUCAGGGCUUGCAGGAACCUCAGGAUCUCUCUCCCUGGUACAAUCCCAAGAGGGUGAGACAUCUGUAUCUGGUUUCUUCAGACAGCCCUUGACCCGCUAUGGGGUAGAUGGACAGGGCAGGGGGCCCUUUGAUGGGGCUCCUUCGAGGACUAGGACUGCAGCUGGUGAGGGCCUCCUGGAGGAGGCAGACCCUAGCCCGAGGAAGGAGGUAGCAGGCCCCUGUGCCCAGAAUGGCACCACUGACGCCUCCAACGCCCCACAGCCCCAAAUUCCAUGAGGUCUGAGCCCACCCGCCCAGUUCCCUGUCUCCCUUCUCAGCAAGCAAAGGAUGACAGCUCUCAUGAUCACUCAAUAGAGACCCCUGCAUUUGGGGAGCCAGAGCCGCCCCGUGAGGGCCCGUUGCCAGCCAGGACCACCUGCUACCUUGUCACCAUCACCCUGCAGGGGAAGAGAGAGGUGACUCCCGGGGAGGAGGGAGGGGAGCCAGAGCUAGUACCGUCAGUGCCGUGGGAGCUGAAACCAGCCCGACCAGCUCCUUGCCCAGGCGGCCCUGAAGAAUUCCAGGGCUGCCGGGCGAGGGCGCAGGCCCCUCCCCAGGAGCCACGCCCCAUCACGGGGUGUCCCGACUCCAGGCCCUGGGAACCCCAGUUGAAAGAGGACCGGUGCCCAGGGAGAGCAGGCAAGGCUGCUGGGAGCCAGGCCACCGAGACACCUGGAUCUCUGGACAGAAGCAUCCUGGGGGUGCUGAGCAGUGAGGAGACAAAGAGCCGUCAGGGCACGGUGCCAGGCCCUGGCAUGGAGGAGGUGGGCACACACCCGGUCCGGCCAGAGUCUCGUGUGGUGAGUGCCACCCUGACCUGGCGGCAUCGGCCCCCUGCCCAGGAGGAGGUCCGGCACCGCUUCCAUAAGGUCUCCCUGGUCUCACCAGGUGGGGGUGCUGCUCCCCAGGAGGAAUCAUACGCAUACACCUACCAUCGAGAGGAAGUCAAUGGUGUCACCACGUGUGAAGAGGAGACUGUGAAUUCUCAGGGGCCCAAUGUCAGGGUCAGGGAGAGGCACGACCCACCCGAGGACUUAACUCUGGGUGACACAAAGAAAUUCCUCAGUCAUGAGCCCAUCUUCUCCAAGAUGUACACACCACUCCCAAAGGACAAGAGGCAGCAGGGGAGACUGAAGGAGGCCAGUGGCCAGGCCCACAGCAGCACCGCUAUUCCUCAGGCAGAGAUGUCAAGGCUCAGUGCUGCUGCGGGCCCCAGGGCAGAGGGCCCAGUGGCAGGGCCCCGGGAAGCAAGCCCUCACCCGGGCCUGGGCUCCUCCAGCGAAAUCUUUCGGGGCUCCGAGGAGAGGCGGGUGACUCGGACUGUACGCACCACGACAAUGGUGGGAGGGCGUGUGGAGAGACGGACAAGCAGCAGCAGCUCAGUAGUGACUGGGCCAACUGCGGCUGAAGGGCUACCCCGGGGCCGGCACCUAGCGCGAACCGUCCGAGCUGUUGUGGUAGGCCCCCGGCCUGCAGACUCCCCCUCCCCUAGUCGGAGCCAGGCCCUGGAAAUCCUCAGCAAUCUAGUACCCCCUGAGCCUCACUCCCCAAAAGCUGAGACCCUGAGAUGGAGCCGGCUACCCCAGGCCAUCCCCAGGUUCCAAGGGCCCUCCUCAAGCCACGUGGGAGUGCCUGGGACUCAAGGACAGCCCCCAAAUUUUGGGAAGGCUAACCGAGAAGAAGGUAGUACCCACAGGGCCAGUGACAUCAUUGCUGAGGCCCCUUCAUCCAAAGAGAGGGACGUACCAGUUACUAGGCUGUCUGAGUCUGAAAGUGGCCCAGUUCCUCUCGCGCUUCCUCCUCAGGGUUCCCCCAGCAGAACUUCAUCUUCCCUUGGACCGCAGCCCCUGAGCACCCUCACUGCCCCGGAGCUGCCCACAGUGUGUCGCGGCCCCAGUGGUGAGCUCUCCAUGGAGUCUAGGAUAUCCCCUCCCCCAUUGCAGGUGAAAAGCGAGGUUGUCCUGAGCCCUGGAGCUCCCCAGGACUCAUCUUCUAAGAGGACUGAGGUUGUCAUGAGUUCUCAAAUGUCUCUUGCACCAUUCCCCAAAAGGGACAAAGUUGUCCCAGAACCUAGACCUUCUCUAACUCUAUCACCCAAAAGCAGUGAGAUUGACCUGGGUUCUGGAGAAUGUUUUGUCCCAUCUUCCACAAAGACUGAGGUUGUCUCGGGCCCUGGAGCCCCUCUUAUCUCACCCCCAGUGAAGACUGAGGAUGUCUCAGGCCCUGGAGCCCCUCUUAUCCCACCCCCAGUGAAGACUGAGGUUGUCUUGGGCCCUGGAACCCCUCUUGUCCCACCCCCAGUGAAGACUGAGGAUGUCUCGGGCCCUGGAGCCCCUCUUGUCCCACCCCCAGUGAAGACUGAGGAUGUCUCGGGACCUGGAGCCCCUCUUGUCCCACCCCCAGUGAAGACUGAGGAUGUCUCGGGCCCUGGAGCCCCUCUUGUCCCACCCCCAGUGAAGACUGAGGAUGUCUCGGGACCUGGAGCCCCUCUUGUCUCACCCCCAGUGAAGACUGAGGAUGUCUCGGGACCUGGAGCCCCUCUUGUCCCACCCCCAGUGAAGACUGAGGAUGUCUCGGGACCUGGAGCCCCUCUUGUCCCACCCCCAGUGAAGACUGAGGAUGUCUCGGGACCUGGAGCCUCUCUUGUCCCACCCCCAGUGAAGACUGAGGAUGUCUCGGGACCUGGAGCCUCUCUUGUCCCACCCCCGGUGAAGACUGAGGUUGUCUUGGGCCCUGUUGUCCCAUCUCCGACAAAGACUGAAGUCGUGCUGGGGCCCAAAGACCCCACUGGCCCACCUCCCUUGGAGGUUGGGGCUUCCCUCCAGUUUGAGUCCUCACAGGUCCCCGCCAAGGGUGAAGCCAACCGGGAGUCUAUUGGAGAAGAAGAAGAAGUAGCCCUGACUGCUGAUCUGGAGCUUUUCCUGGACACUCUGCGGAACAUGGAGGCCCCCGAGAUCCUGCGCACCCACAGGCUGCCCCGGGCACCCCGCUCCUCCUAUCUGGCCAUGUAUGCCACGCUGCCUGCCAUCGAUGAGGACCAGGCCUCGGCCUGGACUCCGGGAUCUGGGCCAGAACUGGAGCCAGAGCCGGAGCCGGAGCCAGAGCCCGAUGAGGAGCUUGAGAACCCCUACCUCAGUGAUGAUGAGAAGCUUCAGCGGCGCCAGGAGAAGGCCAGCCCUGGGCCGGGAUUCUUCUGGGACACCCAACCCUCCCGGAAGCCCCUGGAAGCCCGCUCCCCACUGGACAUGAUGAAGCUGCACGUGGCAGAUGGUCAGGGGCCACAGGAGACAGAACUGGGUCCACGGCAGGGGGCUGCCGGGGCUCUUCCUUCCCGCCUCGAGGGCAGCCUCCUGUUUAGAGGAGGGGAAGUGGCACCUCCUGCCACUCUGGGGGCCAAGUUAUCUUCCCUGCGACCCCAUGCGUCACCUGCCCUGGAGAAGGGCCCUGGGCGCAUACCCCUGCUGUCCAGCCAAGGAAAGCCACAGGUCCAGGUGGAAGCCAAGGCUGCCAUUCAGCUUCCUGAGGGCAGGAGAUGGGAAAAGAAGGAACAAGGAAAAUUAAACACCAGACCAGGAAAGAUCAUCCUCUUCUUGGAGCCUGGCUGCCAGGGCGAAGCCCGGGAGGUCUGGGAUGACGUCACUGACGCCACAAGCUGGCUUCCCUCUCCAGCUUCCCUCCGGGUGCUAAGAGGAGGGUGGAUGCUAUAUGAGAAGCCUGGAUUCCUGGGCCGGAAGCUGGUCCUCCCCGAGGGGGACAUGGAGCUCAGGAUGUCAGGCAUGGCAUGGAGUCCUGUGACCAUCGGCUCCCUCAGGAGGAUCGUCAGGGACUAUGCCAUCCCCGAGAUCAGCCUCUUCUCAAAGGAAGGCAAUGAGGGUGUCCAGGUGACGUUGACGGAAGCCUUGGAGGAUGCCCAGGGACAGGGACAGCCCUUACUUGCAUCAUCUGUUACUGUCACUGCUGGAUUGUGGUUGCUGUAUUCCAAACCCUACUACACUGGGGUUCCUUGCAUCCUGGAGCCCGGAGUCUAUCCUACUGUGGAAGCCUGGGGUUCUUCUGACCCUCAUGUCAACUCCCUGAAGCCUUUGAGACUGGGUUGUCCUACUGUGGAGAAGCCAGGGGAGCCCAAGGCCCUGGUGUAUGAAGCCACAGACUUCCAGGGCUGCUGCUGGGAAGUGAGCCGAGACAUCUAUGACAUGAAGAGGCCGGAGGAUGGACAGAGCCCCAGCUUGGCCACUGUGGGCUCCUUGCGUAUCCUUGGGGGCUGCUGGGUAGGCUACGAGAAAGAAGGUUUCCGAGGUCACCAGUACCUGCUGGAGGAAGGCGAGUAUCCAGACUGGUCCCACUGGGGCGGCUAUGACAAAUUCCUGACCUCCCUGAGGGUCAUCCGCACGGACUUUUCGGACCCAGCUGUGAUGCUGUUUGCUGCGGACUUUGAGGGACAGAGUGUGGGAUUGAGUGAGGCACUGCUUGACGUGCAGCUGGCUGGACACGGCCUCACCACUCAAGCCAUCCACGUGUUGAGUGGCGUGUGGGUGGCCUAUGAACAGGUGGGCUUCUCCGGGGAGCAGUAUGUACUGGAGAAGGGCGUGUACCGAAAUUGUGAUGACUGGGGGGCUGGCAACAGCACUAUCGCCUCCCUGCAGCCCAUUUUGCAGGUGGGGGAGCACAACCUACAUUUUGUCUCUAAGAUUCAGCUCUUCUCAGGACCUGAUUUCCUUGGGGACCUCUCUUUUGAGGAAGACCAGGCCUCUUUGCCCUCCUCCUUCCAACCCCAGUCCUGCCGGGUCCACGGUGGCAGCUGGAUCCUGUUUGAGAAGCAGGAAUUUGAGGGGGAACAGCACGUGCUCUCCGAGGGAGAGUUCCCAACACUCACGGCCAUGGGCUGCCUGGCCUCCACCGCCCUGAGCUCACUGCGAAAGGUCCCCCUGCAUUUUUCGGAGCCAUCCAUCUUCCUGUAUGGGCUAGAAUGUUUUGAGGGAAAGGAGAUUGAGCUCAAUGGGGAAGUCCGGAGCCUUCAGGCGGAGGGCUUCAACAACCACGUCCUGUCUGUUCGGAUCAAGGGGGGCGUCUGGGUGCUAUGUGAGCACAGUGACUUCCGAGGUCGUCAAUGGCUGGUGGGAAGCACUGAGCUUACCAACUGGCUGAGCUACAGCGGGACCCAGAGAAUUGGCUCUCUCUAUCCUAUCAAGCAGCGCCGAGUUUACUUCUGCCUGCGGAACAAAGGCCUGGGAAGGUGGCUGGCAGUGCCCGAGGACGUGGAGGACAUGAAAGCUGGGAGGGUUGUGGUCUCGGAGACCCGGGCUGGGGGCAACUGUAUCUGGUACUAUGAAGAUGGGCUACUGAAGAAUCAGGUGGCCCCAACAAUGAGCCUACAGGUGAUUGGGCAAGCCAGCCCUGGAUCCAAGGUGGUGCUUUGGAGUGAGAGCCGACAACCCAGACAGACGUGGAGCAUUGACACCUCUGGGCACAUUUGCAGUGAGAUGUUUGAGGACAAAAUCCUGGACGUGAAGGGUGGCCGAGGCUAUGAUAGGGACCAUGCUGUGCUGUGGGACAGGACUGAGGACAGACCUUCUCAGAUCUGGGAUGUCCAGGUGCUCUGAGAUCCUCCACUCCAGAGGACCUAGAGGGGUGGAAUGGGGUGGGGGGCACCUGAACUGGGCCAGAUGUUUGUACAGAUGUUGUCUUGUAACAUAAUAUGUUUUAUAAUGUC